Suillus clintonianus is the source of this 636-nucleotide messenger RNA. RefSeq lists its product as uncharacterized. NCBI's taxonomy places the organism in Eukaryota, Fungi, Basidiomycota, Agaricomycetes, Boletales, Suillaceae. Bases 1 to 636 code for a protein of 211 amino acids. The record is from RefSeq and is a predicted model, not a curated record. The transcript is spliced from 2 exons.
AUGGCCACCCUUUCCAUAUUCAGGGAUUCAACACUUUCCUCCCCGUUGGCUAUCGCAUCGAGUGCUCCUUUGACCCCAAAAAUUCCUUUUAUCACAGUCACCACCCCUACCAGUACAAUGCUCCAGUCCACCCGUCACGACCCUCGGCAUACUACCCCAACUGUUGUCCCACCUUCUGUCUUGGAUCCUGAACCCAACCCAAAUAUGUACGGUAUGAGUCUCGACUCUCGACGGCUCCUCUAUAGAGCCAACCGUCCAGAAGAUCCAACAAUGCUGCGACGACGCCACAUACCGCUUUCUAGAAAUUCUCAACAAGUACUAUUACGCCACCGACGCCGUCGUCAAACUGAAAUAGCUCGUCUUUUCAAGGAUGAUCCCGACUUGCACGCCGACUUUCAGAUUUUUAUGCCUGAGAAGAGCCAGGGUCUUUUUGACGAAGCCGAAAAAAACUAUCUUCCAGCCCCAACAGGACGUCGCAGUCGCUCAAAUACGCCAAUCGAUGGCAAGCCUCUUUGCCGUCGCACUGAUCCCCAUCCACCCCUUAAGGCUACUAUCCCUCAAAAAAGCAAACGCGAAGUGAACGAGUGGGACACCAUCUCCACAUCACCCAAAGCUCCUUCCAAAGCGACUACUUGA